Molecule: messenger RNA, 740 nt
Organism: Platichthys flesus (European flounder)
Lineage: Eukaryota; Metazoa; Chordata; Actinopteri; Pleuronectiformes; Pleuronectidae
Gene: cimap1d
Product: CIMAP1 family member D
Exons: 2
Coding region: 99-740 (213 amino acids)
Cellular component (GO): cytoskeleton
Source: RefSeq, a predicted model, not a curated record
CAAAAAUGAUAAUUUGUCUCAUAGGGCUUUAACAAGGUGUGACAUCCUCUGCCCUGAACCCUAAACGAGAGUGAGGAAAAACUACUAGUUUAUAAUAAAUGAUUACAUUCCCUGCAGUGUACUGUGCUGACUCUAGUCCGGGGCCUCGUUACCAUGUUGAUGCAAAAAUCACCCGCUUUGGUAAAGAUGGCACGCCCUCGUACUCCAUGUUGGGCAGAACGAAAGAACAGAGUAAGUUUCUACCCCCAUCAGAGGAGCUCUUGAGAACACCAGGACCGGGGGCCUACAGUCCUGAGAAAGCCGCGCCAUGCAACGUCCAGCGCAGACCACCGUCCUACACAAUGGGCUCUCGCACACUCUACCGCAGCGUCGACUCAGUACCUGCUCCUAACAAGUAUUGCCUCCCUCCACUCAUGGGCCCUCAAGUCCCAAACAAGCCUGCCAGUGCAAGCUACACACUGUUGGGUACUUACAGCACAGGAGGACCAUCUGUGGAUUUAGCCAAGACGCCCGGGCCUUGCAGGUACAACAGCACGGACCCAGGUGUGUAUUUACACCGACAGCCUGCGUAUUCCAUGCUGGGACGACACAGUUUACCCAGAGACGCCACCAAGAAGCCGGGUCCUGGAACUUACAACCCGGAGAAAGUGACUGUUCACAAGGCCCGGGCGCCGGCCUUCUCUCUGGGCAUCAGACACUCAGAAUUUGUCACCCCACUGGUUGUCCACAUUUCUGACUGA